AUGAUUUGUAAGAGUGAGUGUUGUUAUCAAGAAUGCUGUGAAGCAGAGGAGAAAAGCCAACAAACAAAUGCGAACAAUGUUGAUUUGGUUGGUCAGCAUUCUAUCAUGGUGGCAGAGAAUCCAAUUACUUAUAGGAUUAAAACCACUAUUUCGAAUAACAACACUCACUCUGAUGAUGAAAACAUUAGCAGUACUGAUGAGUUAGAAUGUGCGAAGGAAACUCAGCCUUUUGUUCAGCAGGGCAUUGUUGUGGAGAUCCAAAGUAGCAAAGAAGAUGCUAUAGUAGAAAUUCAAAAUAGAAAUGAGGUUUUUCUUAAGAACUCAUGGGCUAACAUGAAUGAGGUUUUUCUUAAGAAAUCCAAAAGGGCUGAUACUAUGAAUAUGUUUCGGCCUAUUGCUCUCUCGAACUUUAAGUACAAGAUUAUAUCUAAGAUUUUAGCUGAUAGACUUUCCUCCCUCAUGUCUUCGCUCAUUUCCAUCGAACAAAGAGAAUUCAUUAAUGGGAGAAACAUCAGAGGCUACACUUGUUUCGCUUCAUAA
Molecule: messenger RNA, 540 nt
Organism: Lathyrus sativus (Indian pea)
Lineage: Eukaryota; Viridiplantae; Streptophyta; Magnoliopsida; Fabales; Fabaceae
Source: the annotation of a GenBank genome assembly